AUGGAUACCACCAAGCCGGAGGUUCCUGUCACGGAACACUCCUCUGCACAUGACAAUGCAGACACCAAAUCCGCCUUUGAGAGCGCUGCGCCAUCUGCCAUCAUUGGCGGCUUCGAGGCUGAUAUCGACGACCUACCUCCCGGCUACUUUACCAGUCGCUUCUUCCUGGGAACCUUCAUGGCCAUCGGCCUCGGCUUGCUCGCAGGAGUGGGCGCAUUUGGAUACGCGGCACCGAUCCUGUCCAUGAUCAACGAAGACGUCGGUCCGGAUCCGCGGUACACUUGGAUUUCCCUCGUAUAUAACGCCUCGCUGGCGGUUUGCAUCGCGCCUCUCGGGCGCAUUACCGAUAUCUUUGGCCGGCGGUAUUGGUUCAUCGGGAGCGGCGUGCUCAGCGUCGUCGGUAGUAUCGUGUGUGCCACCGCCACCUCCAUCCCGAUACUGAUCGGGGGCAACGUCCUUCUUGGCGUCGGCACAGCCUCCCAGAUGUCAUUCCAUUAUGUGCUCGGAGAGAUCGUCCCGAUCAAAUACCGGUACAUGGCCAGCGCAAUUGUCUACGCGUGCUGCAUCCCCGGAUCCGGUAUUGCGCCCGUAAUAUCAUAUGCCUUCAUCCAGUACUCGUCGGUUGGCUGGCGCGGCGUCUACUGGCUGCUCCUCGGCAUCAACGGCCUGGCGCUGGCGUGCUGGGUGCUCUUCUACUUCCCCCCCACCUUCGACAAGAAGCACCGCCACGAUGAGAACGCCAGCAAGGCCUACUGGGUCAAGAACUUUGACUACGUCGGCACUUUCCUGUUCGCUGCUGGUAUCGUCCUCUUCCUCAUGGGCUUGAGUUGGGGAGGCAGCGUCUACCCUUGGGUCUCGGCGCCGACCCUCUCGGCCAUUUUCAUCGGGUUCGCCUUGUUGAUCGUCUUUGCGCUUUGGGAGAUUUACGCCCCUAUCAAGGAGCCCUUGAUCCCCGUUCACCUGUUCAAGAACUUAGAAUGGGUGGUUGCAGUUCUACUGAUGAGCCUCGGAGCCAGCAUCUACUAUGGCUUCGCUAUUGUCUGGCCCGCACAAUGUGCCGUGUUGUACAACACUGGAGACUUGGUGUAUCUCGGCGCCAUCUCUAGCGUCAUCGGACUGGCGGUCAUUGGUGGCCAGGUGACGGGUGGUAUUCUGGCCAACCGCAUCGGCCAUGCCCGGUACCAGAUCAUGGCAGUCUUCUCGCUUGCCGCGGUAUUUCUAGGCUGCGUCGCCGUCUCGCAGCCCAACAAUUUCAACACUGCGCUGGCGCUGAUCAUAAUCGGCGUGUUCUUCACGGGCUGGAACGAGACCAUCUGCAUCGCCAACUCGACCAUCUGCGUGCGCGACCAGAAGGAGAUCGGCAUCGCCGGCGGGAUCGCGGGCUCGAUCCGCUCCGCCAUCUGCGGCGUCGUCGUGGCCGUCUACACGACCGUGCUGACCAACCGGCUGGGGCAGACCGUCGGGGGCGAGAUGCCGCCGGCGCUGAUGGACGCGGGCCUGCCCCCGUCGUCGGUCGCCGACUUCAUCGCGGCCAUCGGCGCCGGCGCCACGGACGCCCUUGCGGCGAUCCCGGGCGUCACGGAUCGGAUCAUCGCGCUGGGGUCGGCGGCGUACAAGCAGGCGAACGCGGACGCGUACCGGACCGUGUACCUGACCACGCUGGCGUUCAGUGGAGUUGCCAUCUGCUUGACGUGGUGGGCACCUAACACGGAGAAGUACAUGACUAGCCACAUCGCCGCGACUCUCAACAGGGAGCAGGUCUCUGAUGAUGAGAAGGUUGUUGUGCAAACCGUCUAG
Molecule: messenger RNA, 1797 nt
Organism: Phialemonium atrogriseum
Lineage: Eukaryota; Fungi; Ascomycota; Sordariomycetes; Cephalothecales; Cephalothecaceae
Product: fungal trichothecene efflux pump
Exons: 6
Coding region: 1-1797 (598 amino acids)
Biological process (GO): transmembrane transport
Cellular component (GO): plasma membrane
Molecular function (GO): transmembrane transporter activity
Source: RefSeq, a predicted model, not a curated record